This is a messenger RNA of Funneliformis geosporum, 232 nucleotides long. The record is from the annotation of a GenBank genome assembly. NCBI's taxonomy places the organism in Eukaryota, Fungi, Glomeromycota, Glomeromycetes, Glomerales, Glomeraceae.
AUGUUGUGGUCAAAAGUUACUGCGUUAUUAGCCGCUACCAUUGCAUUUUUUAGUGCUACGGUGCCAUCAGUUACCGCUUCUCCUAUUGAUUCUGAGAACAAGGCUUUUGCCAAUUAUCCUGACUUUAUUAAUAAACGAGAUGUAAAUGAUGGAAUAGUUGCUAGAGGCAACGAUCGACGUAGUCGUGGUUCAAAAAUUAGUCGUGGCGCAAAUCGUACAAGUCGUGGAGGAA